UGAGCAAUUGAGGGGACUGAGAGAGAUCCACGCGGAGCCUGGCAUUUUCUGUGCUUCAUCACAAGGCGUGCUGCUGGCCAGGCUACUUAAGCACCCUUUUCACAAGAAAAUCUCAUGGGAGAUCCAGCUGGCAGACUCAAGGAGUUCAAGAAACAGGACCACAGAGGUUACACUCUGGGAUCCUGGCCAUGAGGUUGGAUGCCUCACCUUGCUAAAAAGAGACACUGGACCUAAAUGGCACAGCAUGACUUUGUUCCUGCUUGGCUAAAUUUCUCAACACCACAGUCAGCUAAGUCACCUACAGCCACCUUCGAAAAACAUAGAGAACAUCUUCCCCGAGGAGAAGGUAGAUUUGGAGUAAGCCGCCGUCGACACAAUUCCUCUGAUGGCUUUUUUAACAAUGGACCCCUACAAACUACAGAUUCCUGGCACCAGCCCUCCCUGUUCCACCAUGAUUCUGUGGACUCUGGUGUCUCUAAAGGAGCAUACGCUGGAAUCACAGGGAACACAUCUGGUUGGCAUGGCUCUUCGCGAGGUCAUCGCGAUGGUGUGAGCCAGCGGAGUGGAGGUGGAGCAGGGAACCAUCGACACUGGAAUGGCAGCUUGCAUACCCGGAAAGGCUGUGCCUUUCAGGAAAAGCCUCCAACAGAGAUUAGGGAAGAAAAGAAAGAAGACAAGGUGGAAAAACUACAAUUUGAAGAGGAAGAUUUUCCUUCUUUGAAUCCAGAAGCUGGCAAACAGAAUCAGCCAUGCAGACCUAUUGGGACCCUUUCUGGAGUGUGGAAAAACCCACCUAGUGCCAAGCAACCUUCCAAGAUGUUAGUCAUCAAAAAAAUUUCCAAAGAGGAUCCUGCUGCUGCCUUCUCUGCUGCAUUCACCUCACCAGGAUCUCACCAUGCAAAUGGGAACAAAGCAUGAACCAUGGUUCCAAGUGUCUAUAAGAACUUGGUUCCUAAGCCUGCACCACCUCCUUCCAAGCUCAAUGCAUGGAAAGCUAACAGAUUGGAACACAAAUCAGGAUCCCUUUCCUCUAGCCAGGAGUCUGCUUUUACCAGUCCAAUCUCUGUUACUAAGCCAGUGGCACAGGCUGGUGCUGCAGUUCUAAACUCUCCCAAAGAUCCCUCCAGCACCACCCCUCCAAUUGAGAUCAGCUCCUCUCGUCUGACCAAGUUGACCCGCCGAACCACUGACAGGAAGAGUGAGUUCCUGAAGACUCUGAAGGAUGACCGAAAUGGAGACUUCUCAGAGAGCAGAGACUGUGGCAAACCUGAGGAUCUGGAGGACAACAGCACACCUGAACCAAAGGAAAAUAGAGAUGAAGGCUGUCAUCAGAAUGGUCUUUCUCUCCCUGUAGUGGAAGAAGGGGAGGUCCUCUCACACUCCCUGGAGGCGGAGCACAGGUUACUGAAAGCAAUGGGAUGGCAGGAAUACCCUGAAAAUGAUGAGAAUUGCCUUCCCCUCACAGAAGAUGAGCUCAAAGAGUUCCACAGGAAGACAGAGCAGCUGAGAGGAAACGGCUUCAGGAAAAAUGGCUUCUUGCAGAGCCGCAGUUCCGGCCUGUUCUCCCCUUGGAGAAGCACUGGUAAAGCAGAGUUUGAGGACUCAGACACGGAAACCAGUAGCAGUGAAGCAUCAGAUGAUGAUGCCUGGAAAUAG
Messenger RNA from Lepus europaeus (European hare), 1656 nucleotides. RefSeq names its product vasculin-like protein 1. Lineage: Eukaryota; Metazoa; Chordata; Mammalia; Lagomorpha; Leporidae. Gene Ontology annotation, molecular function: RNA binding; DNA binding. Gene Ontology annotation, biological process: DNA-templated transcription; positive regulation of DNA-templated transcription. The record is from RefSeq and is a predicted model, not a curated record. Gene Ontology annotation, cellular component: nucleus.